AUGAGUCAGCAACACUGGCUGCCAGACGGCUCUUUGCAAGGACGAACAGCUAUCGUCACGGGGGGUGCGGGCUCUUUCGGCCGAAUCAUCUGUCACGCCUUAGCGCGCGCAGGCGCUUCCGUGGUCGUUAACGACGUGGGCACUGCGUACUCGGGCCAUGGAGCUUCAGAAGGGCCUGACACGGAUUUGGCGAGGGAAAUAUGUGCCCCUAGGAUAUGGGAAGUUCGAAAACUACUCAACCGCGGAUCUGAAAAAGAUCCUCAAGACAAAUACGCUGGGACCACUGCUGUUCUGCCACACCGUGUGGCCAAGGCUCCUAUCUCAGGGCUAUAUCAAUGCUGUUGCGCCUAUUUCAGCUUCACGCAUGACCCUCCGGCUCUCACUGAUGAGAGAGCCAUCAAGGACUUCGAGCUUGCUUGGCUUCCGGCUGGAAAUGUGGCUAUCAUCCUGGCUCCGGCUACUGAUGCGUGCAACUUCAACGGUGAAUUUUUCAGCACCGGCGGAUACAAGGUCCAUCGAAUUGUUUUCGGUAUGCUCCCCGGGCUACAAGGGGUAGAGUCUUCUCAGGCCAUUCUAGACAAGCAGGAGCAGAGGAUGAAUGGGGCGGACUGA
Molecule: messenger RNA, 612 nt
Organism: Cladophialophora psammophila CBS 110553
Lineage: Eukaryota; Fungi; Ascomycota; Eurotiomycetes; Chaetothyriales; Herpotrichiellaceae
Exons: 3
Coding region: 1-612 (203 amino acids)
Source: RefSeq, a predicted model, not a curated record